CGCAUCCAACACCCUACUUACUGUAUCUCCCACUUGUCCCAUCAUGUCUCGUCCUCAAGGUCAUAGAAAGUCACAGUCUACCUCAGCCUUGAACGUCCUAGCUAGCUCUAGCUCGAAGCAUGACUUAUCAUCACAGAGUCGACCGUCGAGGCAUCGAGUACGCCCCUCGGGUCUGCCAGCAGUCCCAGAAUCAAAUGGGGCGUCUGCUCACAUGUCACAGCUCCCCGGCUUGACAGACCGCCGGUAUUCUCGAGCAGAAACAGAAGUGGGAAACAAGCCUCAGAUUCUUAAGAACUCUGAGCAGUCGGUGGUCAGAAUGGAGGAUGUGCGAGGUUGGCUCAAUGACGUUCGAUCUUUGAGAAGUUCAGAAAGAAGACGAUUAUCUGCAUUAAAGCACCUUGAAAAGACUUUGGUGGCCAGCUGUGCAGACGAGGGGAAGAGACCUUCAUUGGAAGAUUUGGUCGGCGCUCAUAUUCACGAUCCCCUUUUGGCCCUGAUGAGUCGUCACGCUGAAGCUCUUGCCAUUCGGGCGAAUAGCACUCAUUCGUCUCUUUCUCCAGGCGAUGAACUCGGGGCACUGCUGGUGCCGGAGUUAUCCAUCAUCGUUGUCAUACUGCAAGGCUUAUGCUUGCUGAGCCGAAAGGCAAAGCUUGCUGUGGCUGAGAGUUGGGUACUCGAGAUAACAAUCGAUUUAUCACUCUUACUACGAGCCCAAAUCCCCAAGGACAACGAACGACCCAUAGUCUAUAACAUCCUGGAACUGCUUUGUUGUGUGCUGGUCGAUUCACCGACAAAUGCCAGAGAGUUCGAGAGAUUGAGUGGGCUUGAGGCGGUAGUCAGGGUUCUGAAGGGUACAGGCGUGGCUAAGGAUGUCCGUAUGAAGUGUAUCGAAUUCCUAUAUUUCUACCUCCUUCCCGAGCAAAAUUCCCCUCAACGAGCGACGUCCACUGGAUCCACUUCCUCAUCCUCGUCAGCCGAGUCCACUCUCUUCCCUCCAUCCCCUCUCUCCUCCACCGAAUCCGACAGCUCAGCCCGCAUGGUAUCUCCUUCUCCGGCAGCGCACGUGAUUCCCUCAGAUAACCUAGCCGCCAAAAUCCAUUACCCCGAUAUAGACAUUCCUUUCGUCCCUAUGACACCUCGCAAACCACCUCAGCCCAAUCUCGGUUACCUCACACCAUCCACAACUAGACGCGUAUCCGGCUCUACCACUCCCAGUCUGCCCACAGUGCCUGCCUCCCCCCGAGUACCUGCCAGUCCCUCUACCAAACGCCUGUCCUCACUCGCCGAAACCAGUCCAGAUACGACAAUCGUCGCUUCAUCCAGAAAGUCGCAGCCGGCGAGGGAUUGGAGACGAUCUUCAACGGCAGACAACAUGGAUGCAGGUCUAGGCUUUGGUCUGCCGUCAGGGCAGGGUGGAAUGAAGCGAAGCGCCACCGCCAUUCGGCUUGCCUCACAUGCACCUUCGUUCACCGAUCCCUUUGCAUCAUCCACACCUACCUCAUCAUCGUCCACCACGCCUACCCCCUCUGCGGCACCGACGCCCAUCACCAGAUCGACCACACAACCCUCUCUGGUAGUUUCAGACUCUGAAGCAAAACCGUCUCAUCGCCGUCCCAGCUCCAUACAUCGUGGUACGAGAGAACCACCGCAAUCUACCACACCGACGAUCACAGUCCCGGAAACUCCUCAACCACGAACGCCAAAGAUUCGAUACUCUCGGACUCAAUCACACAUGUCAUCACUUGCCGCUCAUGCGGAAGAGGCCCCACCCUUACCAGCACCUACUCCAUCUCGUGGCCUGGCCCCUCCUCCAAAUCCCUCGGCUUUAACCCGAUCGCCUUCUUCGAAACCUCAUCGGGCUUUUCCCGCUGAACUCACUCGCGGUCUACCACCAUCAACUUCAUCUCCCGCUUUGACGCCUCUGGGUAUGACCAAACGUGUAUCCUCAGGGGGUCGACCGUCACUCUCAGUAGAUAAGGUGGAGAAAAAUUUGCCUCAUGAGAAGAACAAGGGCCCAGGUGUGAAGUCUGUUGAAGAAAAGAAGAAACUUCUGGGUAUGUGGUUGGGAAACGUGGAUCAGCUGGUGCAAGGUGUAGAGAAAGUCAGUUUCUGGGGCUCUGUCGGAGGAAAGAAGGGAUGAGUAGCGAGUGGGCCAAACAAUAUGUUUGAGAGGUACGCUACGGUUUCUUGACAUGUACCCCACAUUCUCAU
Tremella mesenterica DSM 1558 is the source of this 2211-nucleotide messenger RNA. RefSeq lists its product as uncharacterized. Lineage: Eukaryota; Fungi; Basidiomycota; Tremellomycetes; Tremellales; Tremellaceae. The coding region runs from base 44 to 2140 and encodes 698 amino acids. The record is from RefSeq and is a predicted model, not a curated record. The transcript has 6 exons.